UUCAAAUUCCAAUUACAUAAAAAAACACGAAUUUUUUCUCUCUUGUCCGUUUUCUCGUCUUUUCUCCUUCUUGCGGCUCAGAACUUCUCGCUUAACCGUUUCAGAGAUGGCGGCCAUCGUCGACGAUUCUCGUCUGAACUAUGGCAAGAUGGGUUACGGGUGCGUACAUUACCGACGGAGGUGCAAGAUUCGCGCACCGUGUUGCAAUGAAAUCUUCCACUGUCGCCAUUGCCACAACGAAUCUACCAAGGAUCAUCACGAGUUGUGUAGGCAGGAGGUCGAAACGGUAAUUUGCCUAGUGUGUGAUACUGAGCAGCCGGUUUCUCAAGUGUGUUUGAAUUGUGGAGUCAAUAUGGGGGAGUACUUUUGUAAACUAUGCAAGUUCUUCGAUGAUGAUAUUGAGAAGGGGCUGUAUCAUUGUGAUGAAUGUGGCAUAUGCAGAGUUGGGGACAAGGAGAACUAUUUCCACUGCAAGAAGUGUGGAACAUGCUACUCUGUUUACUUACGGAAUAAGCAUUCAUGCGUUGAGAAUUCAAUGAAGCAUCACUGCCCGAUAUGUUAUGAGUAUCUUUUUGACUCCUUAAGAUAUACAAGAGUCUUAAAAUGCGGGCAUACGAUGCAUUCAGAGUGUCUUGAUGAUAUGAUAAAUCACGAACAAUAUACAUGCCCAAUAUGUUACAAGUCUGUAAUCGACUUAUCAAGACUUUGGAGGAAGUACGAUGAGGAGAUUGAAGCUACUUUGAUGCCUGAGGAUUAUCGACAGAGAAAGGUAUGGAUCCUUUGCAAUGACUGUAAUGAUACCACUGAGGCCUUCUUUCACGUUAUUGGUCACAAAUGCGUCCAUUGUUACUCUUACAACACAAGAAUGACUUCUCCACCUAUUCUUCCUCAGUGAUUACUAACUCAGUCCUGUUUCCAAUUUAUCGAUCAUUCAAUCAUCUAUACCUCAACAUUUAAUUUAUUAUCUUCAUUUUGGAACCGCCAAACUGUGCUACGAUAGGAUUAUUUUACCUUAUUGAUCUUAUAUCAACUAUCAAGCAGCUUUACAGAAAGGGCAUCUGUCAAAAUUAGCUGUAGGUUAGAUGCUAUUAUUCAGUUGAUUCUAUAAGAUAUGGAACAACAAAAUAUAGAACUGUGACAGUAUGUAUUUGCAUGGAAUUUUGCUUAAUAUUGAUUGUGAUUAUUUUCUGACAGAGAA
Dendrobium catenatum is the source of this 1198-nucleotide messenger RNA. Its product is annotated as E3 ubiquitin-protein ligase MIEL1. The record is from RefSeq and is a predicted model, not a curated record. Gene Ontology annotation, biological process: ubiquitin-dependent protein catabolic process; protein ubiquitination. The transcript has 12 exons. Lineage: Eukaryota; Viridiplantae; Streptophyta; Magnoliopsida; Asparagales; Orchidaceae. Gene Ontology annotation, cellular component: nucleus. Gene Ontology annotation, molecular function: ubiquitin protein ligase activity; zinc ion binding. Bases 107 to 895 code for a protein of 262 amino acids.